UCUAAGCAGAAUCUCUCUGCAACUACACAAUUGCGGACCAAGGAUUUACCCCUCUUUCUCUCCCUCCCACUCUGAUUUCUCCCUUAGUCUAAUCUCACGCGUAUCCCUCCCUCCACAGACAGUUGCGGACCCAAGAUUUUCCAAACUAUACAUUCAGAUUAUUGGGUGUUCUAAUAUGUACCGUCGCUAUUUAGCAACUAGGUGCGUGUGCCUUCCUCUGUGAGAGAGAGAGUAAGUGGGCAGUGGGUUUGCACAAUGGAGAUAGUAGAGAGGUGGAAGUUGCGCUGGCAAACGUGGGAUCUCCGGGUUGUGAUGCUCAUUAGUCUCAGCCUACAAAUCCUUUUGAUAUUCCUUGCACCUUUGAGAAAGCGAGUGUCAAAGGCUUGGAUAACCAUCCCCAUAUGGUGUGCGUACCUGCUUGCAGACGCAACAGCUAACUUUGCUGCGGGACUCAUCUCCCAUAGCCAGGGUCAAACCUCUGGCCCUUCCACUGAUCCGACCCUUCUUGCAUUCUGGGCUCCCUUUCUCUUGGUACACCUUGGGGGUCCCGACACCAUUACAGCUUUUGCCCUCGAGGAUAAUGAGCUCUGGCUCAGGCAUUUCCUGAGUCUUGGAUUCCAAUUCUGGGUCGUCGGUUAUGCCUUCGUUCAAUCAUUUCCCAAUCACAAGCUUUGGAUCCCCACAUUGCUCAUAUUUAUUGCUGGAGUCAUCAAGUACAUUGAGCGAACACGUGCUCUUUAUCUCGCUAGCUCUCGUAUAAUCAAAGACUCUUUUCUCACAGACCCUGAUCCCGGGCCUAACUAUGCCAAGUUCAUGGAUGAGUACGCUUCAAAGAAGGAAGCAAAACUUCCAACGGAGAUAGAGAUGAUUCCUGAACCUAACCUGUCUUGUUUGGAGGUGGUACAAACUGCUCAUAAGUACUAUACCACUUUCAAAGGUCUGAUUGCAGAUUUGAUCUUCAGCAUCAGUCAGCGCAACGAGAGCCGAGAUUAUUUCCUCAACCGAACGGCAACAGAUGCUUUCCAUAUUAUUGAGGUAGAACUCAAUUUUUUCUAUGAUAUUCACUAUACUAAGGCCAGGGUGGUGCAAGGUAGGUUUCUUGGAUAUCCUCUUCGGAUAAUUUCGUUUAGUUUGACUUGUGCAGCCCUUGUGCUCUUCCGUUUAAUCGAAAAGAAGAAAUUUUACGAGUUUGAUAUUGCAGUUUCCUACACGUUGCUUAUUGGUGCUAUUGCUCUCGAUUUAAUAGCUUUCUUAAUGGUCCUUUACUCUGAUUGGACUGUUGUGGCACUCACUAAGUCAAAACAACCCAAUGGGUUUAUUAAGAUCCUGCAAUGCUUGCUCAAUGUUAAUAGGGUAAGGUGGCCUAAAAACCAUGGACAAAAGCCCAAAUGGUUUUCCUCCAGGAAGAUCAUACAUAUUGUGCGCCUCAGGUGGUCUAAAUCUCUCUCACAGUAUAACUUGAUAAAUUAUUGUCUGCACCCACGUAUUGAAUGGUGGGAGAAAACUAUUGCUUUUUUUAGCCUAACCAACAUGCUAGAUGGGAUGAACUAUGUGAACCCUGUGGAUUUCACCACUAAAUUGAGAGAUUUUAUUUUCGAUGAGCUGAAAAAGAAAUCUAAGCAGGCAGACGACUUAGAAACGGCCAAGGAGAUAUUUUCCGCCAGAGGGGAUUGGAUUCUACGAUAUGAAAGUCGUGCCAACUUACUCUGUUGGAUCAACGAUGUCGAAUUUGAUGAGAGCAUAAUUUUGUGGCACAUUGCCACUGAACUCUGCUACUACACAGAUGUCGACGACAAAAUUGAUAACCGCGAGUUCUCUAAACACCUAUCGGAUUACUUGUUAUACUUGCUAGUUAUGCAGUCCACAAUGUUGUCCAAUAUAGCAGGUAUUGGGCAGAUAAGGUUCAGAGAUACUUGUGCUGAGGCCAAAAAAUUCUUUCGUGGAAGGGAUGUAUUAGAGGAAGAGAAGGACACCUGUCAGAAAAUUGUCACCUUUUGCAAAUACUUCUGCUGCUUUUAUAAAUGCUGCUUCAGAGGGAAAAAGGAAAGGGAUGAAUUAUUAAAGGAAUAUGCUUGCAGAAGUAUCCUCAAGGUUAAUACAGAAGUUGAACCUAUUGCUGUUAAGGGAGACAGAAGCAAAUCUGUGUUGUUCGAUGCGUGCAGGCUGGCCAAAGAGCUGAGGAAAUUAGAAAGACUUCAAAGGUGGAAGAUAAUAAGCAAAGUCUGGGUUGAAUUGAUGUCCUAUGCAGCGUGUCAUUGCAGAGCCCAUACCCACAUGGCACAACUCAGUAAAGGUGGACAACUCCUCACUUCAAUAUGGCUGUUGAUGGUUCAACUUGGCUUAGGUGAUCAAUUCCGAAUAAGAGAAGGGAAUGCAAGGGCGAAACUGAUCGUGAGCAAGUAGAUUGAUGAAUUUGUUGGAUCAAUAAAUUUGGAGAUGUGUGCUUUUUAAUUUUAAUUUUUUCUUGUUUGAACAUUCCGGUAGUACAUGCCUAAGCGAGAUACCUGUGUUUGAAAUGUGGCAUGCACUAAUGGCCAAUGGUCAAUAGUACUACUAGUUGCAGAAACUUGUGCACAUGUGUGAUUAAUUGUUCAUUCGGUGUAUUUCGGUUAAAAUACGCAGUCUAGCUUCAUGUUA
Messenger RNA from Rhododendron vialii, 2637 nucleotides. RefSeq lists its product as uncharacterized. Bases 256 to 2403 code for a protein of 715 amino acids. The transcript has 2 exons. NCBI's taxonomy places the organism in Eukaryota, Viridiplantae, Streptophyta, Magnoliopsida, Ericales, Ericaceae. The record is from RefSeq and is a predicted model, not a curated record.